AUUCCUUAUUCAAACAGCUGAAACUAUUGAUUGACCCGGUGCAAAGCAUAAUACGAAAAUCAUAACAACUGUGUCCUGAUUUUAAAAAUCAGUAACCUCUGACAGUUUGUACUACCGUAAAAUGAUAGAUUGUUUUAAAAAGCCUUUCGAACCUGAUAAACGUAAACGAAUAGAAAUAACUUAUAAUACCCAGACCACAUUGUAGAGCACAUUAUUAAUAAAAACCAGUAAUUCAACCCAAUCUAUCAGCGUGGCGUGUAAAUUACUCACAAAAGUUCUUCAGAUUUUAAAUUCGAAAAUGUCAUAUAAAAUUUCUAUGAAAAAUGGCAUCAACUGCACUGAAGCUCAGUGGAUUAAAAGUAAUAACCUAGUGGACACAAGUGUUAAAUUAGCGGGAGAUGAAGCCAAAGACCGUCUUUAUGAACCGAAACAUAAAAAGAAACUAGUUCGAGUUUUAACUGUUAUCGCCUAUGUGUUCUUCGUUUCUUUAGCGGCGAUUAUGCUAUCGCUAUACUAUGUAUUUUUGUGGAAUGGUGGACAAAAAAAUAUGCCUAAAUAUACUGUGGAACCUGAAGCGCAAUUAAACUGUAAUCACAUUGUGGCAGAAAUGCAACAACAAAUAACUGAACUUAAAGAAGACGAAAUAUUUUCCACAUCCUCAACUGCCGACGAAAACACAACUGCUCCCGAAUAUGAAGUAGACUUUGGGAAGACAAGUACUUUCAUGAAAAAAUUAAUGUAUAAUGAUCCUUAUGCGGAAAAUGACUAGCUUACGCCAGGUACUUCCUGUUGACUCUCCUGAAUAUGUUUACUUUGUGUCUUUAUUUUUACGUAAUAGACUAUCCCUUUAGCUAACAUUUUGAUAUUAGGUAAUUUUAAUUUGUUACUUUUGUAAACGUUAUUAUGUUUUACACGAUUAUAAUGAAAAUAUACGAUUUAUGUAG
Zophobas morio is the source of this 944-nucleotide messenger RNA. RefSeq names its product inaF-D (gene inaF-D). The record is from RefSeq and is a predicted model, not a curated record. Lineage: Eukaryota; Metazoa; Arthropoda; Insecta; Coleoptera; Tenebrionidae. The coding region runs from base 299 to 769 and encodes 156 amino acids. The transcript is spliced from 2 exons.